GGCAGUCCAACCCCUGAGGCGGAGACGGAGCUAGCCAAGUUUUUAAGCUCAAGUUUUAGCGACGAAGAAAGUGAUAUGUCUACGUUGUAUUUUUUCACGAAAAUAAGAUGGCGAGUGAGGAAUUAGUUUCAUGUGGCCCCCCCGAAUAACUUUCGCUGGGUCGCCACAGGGAGUUUUAUUAUACAAGGCGGCAGUAAGGACGCUGUUUUAGCUGGUAAGCUAAAGGGCUGAUUAGCUAACGUUAGCUCAGAAAAAUCAAUGCAGCCGGCGGAGAGGAGUCGGGAGCGGUGGGAGACUGAGGACUAGGAACCAAGUUAACCUGCCUAAGGAGUUUUCCUGACCUCCACAGCCACCUCAAACAUUCUUCAAUGGAUUUAUUAUUCAAGCAAGCACUGAAAAAGCCUCCUCCACAACGCACAGCAGAGGACCUGAACAACAUUUACUGUCACCUCUACCACAUGGAUGUCCUGUCUCACCUCAGGGAGCAUCAACUCAGGUCACUGUGCACGACUGCCAGGUAUGAGCGCUAUGAAGCUAACCACGUCCUGUUCUACCCGGAUAACAUUUCCACAUGCUGGUACAUACUGCUGUCAGGAUCCGUCUUCGUUAAGGAGCACAUGUAUUUGGCGCGAUGUUGCUUUGGCAGGCAGCGAGGGGGAAGACGAGGCUGUGAAUGCAUCACUUUGGAACCAUCAGAAAUGAUUGUGGUGGAGAACGCGAGCGAUGGCGAGGACGCAGCUCUGCAGAGAGAUGGCUCUCAGCGGCACUCGCGCCGACGCUUUCACAAAGUCAACCCACAAGGGGAGCGGGAGCUGAUUACGGACGGACAGGACCCGGCCAGCUUACCUACACUUCCUGGGGACCUCAGCAAGAUGCACUUGACAGACCACCCCCAUCAGCAGGUGAUGCACAUGCCGCCCAGCCAGUCAGGAUGCAGCAUCGCGAGCGAUUCAGGAAGUAGCAGCCUGUCUGACAUCUACCAGGCCACAGAGAGUGAAAUGGGUGACAUGGACCUGUCUGGCCUCCCCGAGGCCCCCGUGGACUCAGAAGACGAGGAGGAGGAGGAUGAGGACAUUGAGCGUGCCUCGGACCCUUUGCUGGGCAGGGACUUGGUGCGGGAGUGCCUGGAGAAGGAGCCAGUGGAUCGCAAUGAUGACGACAUCGAGCAGCUCCUGGAGUUCAUGCAUCAGCUGCCUGCCUUUGCCAACAUGACCAUGUUGGUGAGGAGAGAGCUGUGUACAGUUAUGGUGUUCGAGGUGGUGGAGCAGGCUGGUACAAUCAUCUUGCAGGACAAGCAGGAGUUGGACCAGUGGUACGUAAUUUUGAACGGUGCCGUCGAAAUAAGUCACGAAGAUGGUCGGACUGAGAUUCUCUGCAUGGGGAACAGUUUUGGCAUUUCUGCCUCCUUGGACAAGCAGUACAUGAACGGCGAGGUGCGCACCAAAAUGGAUGACUGCCAGUUCGUUUGCAUUGCCCAAGAGGACUACUGGCGCAUCCUUAACCAUGUGGAGAAGAACACACACAAGGUGGAGGAGGAGGGUGAGAUCGUCAUGGUGAAGGAACACCGUGAACUGGACCGCAGCGGCACCCGCAAGGGCCAUAUUGUCAUCAAGGGCACUCCAGAGAGGUUGAUCAUGCACUUAGUGGAGGAGCCUUCCGUGGUGGACCCAACCUACAUUGAAGACUUUCUUCUUACCUACCGCACCUUCCUCUCCAGUCCAAUGGAAGUAGGAAAGAAGCUACUGGAAUGGUUUAAUAUUGACGGCCUCAGAGAUACGGUUACACGGAUAGUGCUGUUAUGGGUGAAUAAUCAUUUUAAUGAUUUUGAAGGAAAUCCUUCUAUGACACAGUUCCUAGAGGACUUUGAGAUAUUGCUAGAUGAAACGAAAAUGAAGGGCCAUUUGCGGUUGCUGAACAUUGCCUGCGCUGCUAAAGCAAAGUGGCGGCAGGUCACCCUGCAAAAGCCCUCCAGAGAGUCACCACUCCAUUUCAGCCUGCAGGGCGGCAGUGAGAGAGGCUUCGGCAUUUUCGUUGAAACUGUGGAGCAGGGCAGCAAAGCUGCAGAGGCCGGUUUGAAGCGUGGAGAUCAGAUAAUGGAGAUCAAUGGUCAGAACUUUGAGAACAUCUCAUACUCCAAAGCCAUGGACAUUCUGAAGAACAACACCCACCUCUCUCUCACUGUAAAGACCAAUAUCUUCGUUUUCAAAGAACUCCAGAGCCGUAUCAGGCACGAGAAGAAGAACGGCGGCCUCCACAUCCCGAAAAUCCAGGAGAAGAAGGGAAACCGCUUCUCCAUCGCUGAACUGCCAGGAGAUUUGGAGUUUCCCUCUGAUAGCAAGAGUCAGAAGAAGAUGAAGGCCAACACUGUUUCGGGUGGCCGCAACAAGAUCCGCAAAAUGUUGGAGAAGACCAGGUUCAGCAUCCUGCCCCCCAAACCCUUCAGUGACGGAGGUGUGGGACAGUCUCAGGAUGACAGCAUUGUGGGCACCAAGCAGUGCAGGCACAGCGUGGCGAUCAUGCCAAUCCCGGGCAGUCUGUCGUCCAGCAGCCCCGAUUUGCUGCAGCCAGCCACAAGUGUGCUUGACUUCGCCAACCCUGCAGCGGCUGGGUUUUACUACAUUCCAGAUCAAGUGAUACGUGUUUUUAAAGCAGACCAGCAGAGCUGCUACAUCAUAAUAAGUAAAGAUACCACAGCCAAAGACGUGGUCUCGCAUGUGGUCAACGAAUUUGGCCUCAUCGCUGCUCCUGAGACCUAUUCGCUAUGCGAGGUGUCCAUCAGUCCAGAAGGUGUCAUUAAACAGCGGCGGUUACCAGACCAGCUCUCCAAACUGGCUGACCGCAUCCAACUCAACGGCAGGUACUACCUGAAGAACAACAUGGAGACAGAGACAUUGUGCUCUGAUGAGGAUGCCCAGGAGCUUCUAAGGGAAAGCCAAAUCAGCCUACUCCAGCUCAGCACCGUGGAAGUUGCAGCCCAACUCUCGAUGCGUGACUUUGGAAUCUUUCGGAACAUUGAGUCCACCGAGUAUGUGGACAACUCUUUUAAGCUGGACCCCAGCAGUGGAACAAGGGGCCACUUGAAGCAGUUUGAGGAGCUCAUCAACCAGGAGACCUUCUGGGUGGCCGCUGAAAUCCUCAGAGAGGCUAACACACUUAAACGGAUGAAGAUCAUUAAGCACUUCAUCAAGAUUGCGCUACACUGCCGCGAAUGCAAAAACUUCAACUCCAUGUUCGCCAUCAUCAGUGGCUUGAACCUUUCCCCAGUGUCCAGGCUACGAAGCACAUGGGAGAAGCUCCCCAGCAAGUAUGAGAAGUUGUUUCGUGACUUGCAGGAUAUUUUUGACCCAUCACGUAACAUGGCCAAAUACCGCAACAUCCUGAGCAGCCAAAGUGUACAGCCACCCAUCAUCCCCCUCUUUCCUGUAGUCAAGAAAGACCUCACAUUCCUGCAUGAAGGAAACGACUCCAUUGUGGAUGGCUUGGUGAACUUUGAGAAGUUACGAAUGAUCGCCAAGGAAAUCCGCAAUGUUGUGCGCAUGACCUCCGCCAACAUGGACCCAGCACUCAUGUUCCGUCAGAGGAAGAAGAGAUGGAAGAGUUUAGGGUCCUUGAGCCAAGGCAGCACCAACUCCAACCUGCUAGAUGUGCAGGGCGGCCAUAAGAAGCGUGUGCGACGCAGCUCAUUGCUCAACGCCAAGAAGCUGUAUGAAGACGCACAGAUGGCCCGAAAGGUGAAGCAGUACCUGGCUCAUCUGCAGGUGGAAACAGAUGAGGAGAAGUUCCAGAUCAUGUCAUUGCAGUGUGAGCCUGCCUAUAGCACCUUAUCUAAGAAUUUGAGUGAAAGGAGGUCGACAAAAUCAGACAUGUCUCCCGUGUCUAUGCGCUCCACCCCUUCCUCCGCCAAGUCGCAGAACCGCGUCUCUCAAGUACUGCAGGUUCCGCCUGUCAGUCUCUACCCACUGCGCAAGAAGAGCAUUGCUAAAGACCUGGCAGCCGCAUACAACUCCAGCUCGCCACAGGUGGUGAAGAAAACAUCUAUCUCAACAGAGGAGUGCAGUGGAAAGAGGACUGAAGAUGCUACAUCCACUGUCUCUUCCCUUCACUCCAGCCCCACAGUGUCUCCACAGGGCUCUCCUCGCAAAGUGAGCACAGCAAAAUCACAAGACUCUGGUCAGCUGAACCUAUCAGGCUCCUCAUCGUCCCUGACCAGUGAGGCCAGUGCCAGGGCUGGAGGGAGCAGCACGGUGGGAGGCGGAGGCCGAAGCUACGGUAUAGCAGGCUAUGCUUUGAUGCCGUCAGGCAGAUCGGACCAGUCAGAUUCGAGCCACAGUGAGAUUUCCUCUCGCUCCAGCAUAGUGAGUAACUGCUCCUCAGUGGACUCCAUGCCUGCAGGCCCUUCAGAAGAGCGAUGUGGGGGCAAAGCCAGCAGCCAGCCUGAGACAUCGCUACACACGCACCCUGCCUCAGACCACUGCCAGCCAUGCACAAGUUCAUCCUUGGUGAGGCACUCGGUGACCAGAGGUUCCACCUUCACUUCUUCCAUCAGCACUGAAGAGCUCACCCCUGACCAUACAUCUGUCUCAGAGGCUGCAGACAGCGGCCGUGGAAGCUGGACCUCUUGCUCCAGCAACUCCCACGACAACUUUCAGAGCCUUCAGGCUCAGAGGGCUUUGGACCUGAUGAACCACAGGCACCCUCCAAUGGGUGGCCCAAUUGCAGAAGUGGAGGCGGGGCCAGCAUGGUCAGAGGACCAGAUGGCCAGCAGAAGGCAUUCUGGGGACAGCUCAGAUAUAAACCACUCCAGACAGAGCUGGGCUUCCUCCAGCUCGCUCUCUGACACUUAUGAGGGAAGCUACGGCACCAUUAAGCGCAAAGCUGCAGAGCACUCGGGUCAAGGAGAGACCGCCAACGGACAGCAAAGCACAGACCCUGCGUACAAAACAGUCACGUCAAGCACAGAGAAAGGACUCAUAGUGUACUGUGUAACCUCGCCCUGCAAGGACGAUAGGUACAGGGCCCCGCCCCCGACUCCUCCCGGCUACCAGGGCCUGGCCUUGGGCGACGAGGGAGGAGCACUGCGGCCGCCACAUUUAAAGCCGCCCGACUAUAGCGUGGCCUUGCAAAGGUCCAAGCUGCUCCAGAGCCCUGGCACCCUGGCCGAUGCGCGAAGACUGGUGGCCGGUCAGCGUGGCUCCCUCGCACGGCCUCCCAGUGUAAUCCUCCAGGCUCUAGCAGAUAGCGAGGAGGAUGAGCAGGUGUCAGCGGUGUGACUUCAGCAGAAUGUAGACAAGGGUCCACAGUGUGAGGACAACUCCAUAAGCUAAAGCCUUUCAUCUAGAGCACACUCCUCGCCACUCCACAGGCAGUGCCACAAAGACUUGUGCAAUCCCAGGCUGCUUUAUUAUGUCUUCUUUUUGUGCCAUGUUGCAGUCAUUUUGAAGCGCUUUUUAACCAUCUUUCACAAAACUGCACACACUAAGACGAGACUCCAUAUAAGAAUCUUUCCAUUUUGUAUGCUGUUCUGUGUGUUUUGUAGUACCUUGCUUUGGACCAAUUGGCAGUUUAUUCCUUUUUUUUGCCAAUGAACAAAGUCUUGCAGAGUUUACAUUUGAAUUUUUUAAUUUCUGAACAUGUGCAAGAGGAAUGAAAACAAUCUUGAAGAUUUGUGAAUGCAUCGCUAAGCGUGUCAAACUUUUUUUGCUCAAGGGUACCUCAACAAGUGCUAAGCUCAAAGUGACUCCAACAAAUGGACAAAUUUCAGAAUUCUUACAUAUCUAACACCUGGUAUUGACCAUCUUGAGGUGAUCUGACAGCGAGAUACAGCUGGAUUUUGCAUGUGUGAUAUGAUCAGAUUUCUUGACUGGAGAAUGGAUGAAUGAGUUCUUGUUUGUGUACAUGUACAAAGCGUUACUAAUGUUUAGACCGCAUGGACUGCUAACGUAACUUCUACACAAAUGCAGGAGACAAAGAAAAGAACUAUGCAGCUGCUCUCUGAUGAUGCAGCUGAUCAGGUGUUCCUUCCCUUGGGACACUUUAGUGUUCAUGCUCCAAAUGUUGUAUGAUCAUAUGUGUCUCUGACCACCCCAAUGUUGGUUUGAUCGGUCAAGAAAUGAGUCAUCGGUGUAUCUGUGAAAUACACUGCGCCCUGUGCACACCUGUACUUAGCACUGUCCACUUAUGAUUAGGCCACUCAGGACGUACAGUACUGUGCGGAAGUCAGUUACCUCGUUUUUAGAGACUUGCUUUCAGUUUUUCAAAGAAGUCCUCGAGAAUAUUUUUCUGGACCUCCAAAGUUUAGUCUUAGAAGUUGGUUGCACUUUCUGCUUCACGCAAUCCAAGACACAUGUGGACAUCUGGACUGGAUGGAGUCCAUUGUUUUUGAGAGCAUCAGUAGCUUCUUUGUUCACAAAUGUGUUGUUCACAAAUUUUAUUUUUGUCCAUUUCCUUUUCUCAGUUAUAGCUUCUUGAAAGCUACACAUUUCUUUCAGGCCCAGAGUCCAUAGCUGUCUUUUCACAGUGGAAGGACGGACAGAAACAUCUGUAGAUUUUUUUCAAGUCUGAAACAUGAGUGGGGCUUAAUUUUCUCCACUCUCUCAAAGAUCAAAACCUUUAAUACUGUUAUUAGGAGUCCCAUUUUCUCUAUAUUUGAAAUUUUUUAUCUCCUGUUUUUACUUGCAUUCCUACGACCUUCCCCUUCCAUAUGCAAUGGGAUAUCGAAGGUCUUUAGAAAUAUCUCCUGAAAAGUAAAUAACUUUUACUUACUGGCUGUUUAAACUGAAAAUAAAGGUCUAGAACUUUUGCACAGUACUGUAUGUUAAUACCAAGUGUGAUAACUGAUGUGUAGCAGUAUUGAUACAUUUCCAGGAGCUUAUAGAAUCUUAUUUCUAUAUUCAGAAACCCCAUGAUUGCUCAGCAUGUGGUCUAGUUCCUGGAUGGAUGUUUACCUAAUGGAAGUAUACAGAGCCAAACAUCAGCCUGUGUUUUGGGGCCAGUUUACUCCUUUCAGAACAUGCAUUCCUUCUCUAAUUUUGUUAGAGAAUUCCUCACUUUGAAUGUGCAUCCUUUCUUUGGAUUUGUAAGAAUGACUUGCCUUUUUUUUUGCCCUUCUUUAGUCUGAAUUGGAGUAAUACAGUAAUAGGAUUGGGCCUUAUUAACACUUGCGGAAACAUCCCAAUCCAGCAAGCAGUAGCAGAACGUCUGGUCUGAGAGUCAAAACGUCUGGAAAAUGUUCAGUUCUCGAGGAAUAUCACUUCUACAGCAUCUCAGGCUAUCGUGCAUGACAUCUCUCAGAUGCUCCAACUGCUUGAUUAUUCAGAGACCAAAACUAUUAGGUACUUAUGUGGCACACUGCUGUCUGUAUGUCCAAUGAACUGUGCUUUAUGAGAGUCGAUGAAGAAAAAGAAAAGCUUAGUUGCUGUAAAAUACCGAACAUUCGCUACAUAAUUGCAGCUGACUGUAAUGGCACUGUAGAAUCGUAAUAGUUAUUAAAAUUAGGCAUGCAUCCAGAUCUAAUGGGCUUAGCUUUUAGACGCUGGACUCGAGUGUGUUUACAGUGUAUCCUUACAAUUUGUUUACAGUGUUGAUUGGAGCUAACUGAUUGGAGCUAUCUGACAGAUAAACUGAACUGCAUUGUUUUACUGUGCCAGGCUGAUGAGUUAUUUUUUAAAGCAAUAAGAUUUCUGUAGACGCAGCAUCUCAAACUGUUAUGUUGCCCACUUUAAUGUACCUCAUGCGCUAUCUCAGCUGUAAAUGAUCAGUUCAGUCUGCCACUUGUUACCGUUGUACAUAAUCCCAGAGAGAAACGAGUCUUGCUUGUCAAGGGAAAAAAUAUAUUUAUAUGCUAGUUGUGCAUUUUACAUUCCUUGUUAGUUGGACAUUUUGUAUAGUAUUUUAAAGAUACUGGUUUAAAUGUUGUUGCUUCUUGCAAGUAUAUAAAUAAUAAUUGUACAGUACAUUGUAACUAAACCUUAGUUAUCUAGGGUUAAGAUGUAGAGGCUUUGUAUUAUACCAAGGGAUAAAACUGGAGUAUUACAUUUUUCAGAUUUUUUUUCCUUGUAUUUUUGUUGUUUUGCCAAGCAACAACUUGAAGAUGUUA
Molecule: messenger RNA, 8095 nt
Organism: Pygocentrus nattereri (red-bellied piranha)
Lineage: Eukaryota; Metazoa; Chordata; Actinopteri; Characiformes; Serrasalmidae
Product: rap guanine nucleotide exchange factor 6-like
Biological process (GO): positive regulation of ERK1 and ERK2 cascade; small GTPase-mediated signal transduction
Molecular function (GO): guanyl-nucleotide exchange factor activity; protein binding
Source: RefSeq, a predicted model, not a curated record